AUGCCUGGUUUGGUUGCGAUUGUACUUUAUCCGUUGGACAUCGGAGAUGCCUGGUUUGGUUGCGAUUGUACUUGUAUGAAGCCUGGGACUGCUUUCUUCACAUUCUCUGGAUCGGAUCAGUCGUGCGAGAUGAGAUAUAGGGACUUCGUUUGUGGGGGUGGGAGGUGUGAAUUUCUGUACUUUCUGAUCUUCGUCAUGGCAGUGUCGCAGACUCUGAAUCAUGUUGUGAUGGCGAUGGUGUCGAAUCAGUCGUGUGCAGGUGUGUGUUCGUGUGUGUUUCGGGUAAGUGGAGGAAAUGAUGAGACACCUCUUGAAUGA
This is a messenger RNA of Trichobilharzia szidati, 318 nucleotides long. The record is from the annotation of a GenBank genome assembly. Lineage: Eukaryota; Metazoa; Platyhelminthes; Trematoda; Strigeidida; Schistosomatidae.